GGAACUUGAGUGACGCAACAUUUCUCGGUGCCAGGUUUUGUCUUUCACUGACGCACGCGUGGCCCUCGUGCGACCCCGGCGUGUUCUGGGACGCUAACGGAGGAGGAAAAUACAAGUCAGCGGGCUCACGCAGGGACAGAGAUGGCAGCCGAGAGAUAACGGGAGAUGUCGCUCCGCGUUUGGCCCAACCACACCGAGCCCACCGCCCCCAACCCGUCUCCCCUCCUCCUCCUCGAUUUCUAGUGGUUUUCUGUGAUCUGUUGGACCACAAUCUUUGACGCACUCACACAAACACACUGAGUUGUAGGCACGCAGCCACGCGUACUUCCUCUAUUUAGAUAAGACCCUUCUGGGCUGCACCGGAGGGAGAUGUUACAUUGAUUCUCAGCUCUGGUUACUGCGAUGAAUGGUAACACUAUCCAUCCAGCCAACACCACCAACACAACAGCAGCGAGAGGAGGUGGCCCAAGCGUGGCAGCGCCCCCGAGAGGCUGGAGGGAAUUCUGCGAACUGCACGCCAUCGCCACCGCCCGGCAGCUGGCUGGACACUACCGGAUCUUCGCAAGAGAGCGGCCGCAGCAUGACGCACUCCCACCGGAGACCUUCUCCAAGCAGUUCACCGACCUCUUCCAGCAGCACUUCAGCUGCGAGGUCGACAAAGAUGGCGCCCUGCUCGGUCAGAUCACGAGCUCUGGUUCGACCGGCAGCGCUUCCUUCACCGCUACGGCGGCUCCUCUCCUCCCAUCACAGACUGUGAUUGGGCGACUGCGCGUCGCUCCCGUGUCGGGGGCGCAGGACUACCGCGAGGCGGGCCGGCCAGGCGGAGAAGCCGCUCCGUCCGGUGUGGGGUCGCCCAAACUGGAGCCGGUGGUGGCGAGUCGGGAACAGGAGCAGCAGCAGCAGCCGCUGGGCUGCUCUGCCGGUAACUCCUCGCCAGGCAACCCGGUGGUGCGCGGCGGGUCGAAUCGUAGCGCGGGCAGCGGGCCGCUGCUGAUUAACAGUCGCAGCAACGAGGAGAUUUCCAGCACCGACUGUCGGCAGGUGUGUGAGCGGUACUCCUCCGACUCUUCGACUUUCAAUGCCGCACACGCAGACGUCACGCAUUUCUCCGUCAGUCAAAUCCGGCAGACCGUAUGGCGGCUUUUCCAGAAACGGCCCAGCCCCCUCUCAUCCCAGGACCUGGCCCCCAGCAACCCCAACCUCCCCACCAACAGUCCCCCAAAUAAUGGAGACACAGUGGGCGGGAUUUCCCCUGCAAACGAGGAGGUGUCCUCAUCCUCAUCCUCCAGUCCCUCCUCUUGUCCAAGCUCUGAGGCCACGCCCCCAGCCUCCUCGCACAUGUCUGUGGCUGGAGUGGCCUCUCGCUUCCGGAAUCGCUUCCGUUUGUUGCGCAGCGGGAGCACGAGGCAGAAGAGGUCAGAGGGGAGCGGCAGCUGUAAAGAGGGCCAACUGAGGUACUUGCUGGUUGAAGAUGCUAUCUCGGACACUCAGCCCCGCUGGCAGCGCUGCCGCCUGCUGGUCAGGAGGAUCAGGGACGCUCAAGUAGCCGGAAGAGGAGGAGGAGGAGAGAGGUACCAGCUGGAGCUCUAUGAUCCGCCAAAGGCCUCCAGUCCCAAGCUGACGACUCCCUGCUCAGAUAUCCAAGAAGUCCGUCGGUGCAACCGGCUGGAGAUGCCUGACAACUUAAACACGUUUGUUUUAAAGGUUAAUCAAGGUAGUCUGAUAUUUGAGACGGACAAUGACCAGCAGGUCAGCUCCUGGACCACAGAGCUUAAAGAAUGUAUCAAUAACAGGUCAGGCAGUGUGGAUCUGGAGCCCCUCCCCUCCCCAGCUGACAGCGGCGCACCAGCCAAUCGCAGAGGGAGCUCAGAGCCGGGGAGUCAAAGCACCGCCACGUUCGCCCUGCCCGAGCAGGUUGCCCAGAAAGCCGAUCACUUCCUGUUCUCCUACCCGUGGUUCCACGGGCCCAUCUCCCGCGUCAAGGCCGCCCACCUGGUUCAGAGCGCCGGCCCGCAAGGACACGGCGUGUUUCUGGUCCGACAGAGUGAGACGCGGAGGGGAGACUACGUCCUCACGUUUAACUACCAGGGAAAAGCAAAGCACCUGCGCCUCUCGCUAACGGAGUGGGGUCAGUGCCGGGUGCAGCACCUGCGCUUCCCCUCCGUCAUGGACAUGCUCAGUCACUUCCGCCUCUUCCCCAUCCCGCUGGAGUGCGGAGCCGCUGGCGCCGUCACUCUGUCCAGCUUCGUAGUGGCGGGCUCCAGCCCUCCAUCACAGGGUCAGCUCUCCGGCGCCCACCUCAUCCCCUUCUCCCUCCAUCGUUGGAGUUCUGAGCCCAGCUUGGCUCACUGCAGCCUGGCCCGCAGCGCCAGUCAGCCCCGCUCCACCUGCCCCAGCAGCACCAGCACCUCCUCCAGCCCCGGCUCCGUCCCUCCGCCCGCGAACCGCCCGUUCCCUCGCACCAACCGCGUGCCCGAUGCCCCGCUGACGGCCGCCGCUCCUCUUCGCCGGAGUGAGUCGGCGGGGAGGCGGCCGCUCCUUCCGCGGCACCCCAUCACCAACAUCCCCCAGCGGGAUUCGGACUACGAGCUGGAGCCCGAGCGAGGCCACAAGCGGGCGAUAGACAACCAGUACAUGUUGGUCUGACCCGCCGAGGCCAGCGCCUCCAUCGCCUCCGACAGACGGCAGUCACCUGUGAAGCCCGCGCGUUCAUGCACGUGACACACUGACACACACACACACACACUGUGCUGGGAGUGUGUUUACCCGUGUCAGACCCUCACAACCUCCUCCUCCCGCAGUGUCCACAGUGAAUGUAUUUUUGGGAGCUUUAUAACAGUGUUGACUAUGAUCAUUAUUCAUGUUGAGGUUGUGUGUGAGAGGGUGAGCCACGCGUGUUGCUGUCCUGCAGCCCGGCUAAAAAGUCAUUUUGGAAAUGUCUCUAUUUUUGGGAUUUCAAAGAGGUUCGCUUGUUUACUUCUUUGACACUUGGCCUGAACGAAUGGGAAAGCACUGUGCAAAAGUGGUUGGAUGGAGUACUCCUUUAAAGUAUUUAAAAAUAAAUGUACUCUUCACACACAGGCCUUUGUGUGGAGUACACUCGCAUAUUUAUGUAAACACACGAACAAGAAAGCACUCUUUAUUUUAUUAGAUCCUCCUCUUGCUAAUCAUUAUAUAUUUAAGUGCAUUUUGGAAACAAUGUGUAUUUUUUUCUAUACACAGAUUCUUUUGUAGAAAAAAAAAAACUUACUAAGGAAGGCCAAACUUGGUUAAAGUUAGUUUGCAGCCAUGACUAAAAAGUGAUCUUUUUCCGCCACUUUAAACCUUUGCUGCAACAAAAACAAAAACCACAGGAAAUAUUCUGGGUUCGCUUUAAUCAGCCCCAAGUCUUCAAAAAGCCUUGAGAACCUGUUGCUGUUUGUGGUGCGACUGUCUCCCUGUGCGUGUGCGUGUGUGCCGUUCGUAUGAAUGUGAGUGAAAGUGUAUCCAGUGUAGUGCAGCCUGUGUGUAGUAAAGUGUUGCCUGCAGCCUGUGUGUCCGACCACACCGACAGGUAUUUAGAGUAAAAGGCAUUAUCUGCUCAAAAUGAGCACGAGGUGUCACAGAAAUAACCACGACAAAGAAAACAGUGUCAUUAUACAAAUGCCUAUGAUAUAAACAUCAUAAUAGAAUUUCAUAUAUUUUUUUACAAGUCUGAUAUGGAUGGAUGGAUAUUAUUCACAAAUGAAUUUGAUUCAAAGUGUUACAAAUUACCUUAAUUAUAAUUAAUUACAUUAAUUAUACAUUUCACUCAAUUUAUAGAUUUUUGGGGGAUAAUAAAGCAGCCCAGAAGUAUAUGUGUAUGCAUAAAGCAGAAAAGGGUGCUCAACA
Gasterosteus aculeatus aculeatus (three-spined stickleback) is the source of this 3870-nucleotide messenger RNA. It is a transcript of the gene sh2b3, whose product is annotated as SH2B adaptor protein 3. Gene Ontology annotation, biological process: intracellular signal transduction. The record is from RefSeq and is a predicted model, not a curated record. Gene Ontology annotation, molecular function: transmembrane receptor protein tyrosine kinase adaptor activity. Gene Ontology annotation, cellular component: plasma membrane. Lineage: Eukaryota; Metazoa; Chordata; Actinopteri; Perciformes; Gasterosteidae.